Messenger RNA from Megalops cyprinoides (Indo-Pacific tarpon), 939 nucleotides. RefSeq names its product NSE2 (MMS21) homolog, SMC5-SMC6 complex SUMO ligase (gene nsmce2). The transcript has 7 exons. Gene Ontology annotation, cellular component: Smc5-Smc6 complex; nucleus. Gene Ontology annotation, molecular function: zinc ion binding; SUMO ligase activity. NCBI's taxonomy places the organism in Eukaryota, Metazoa, Chordata, Actinopteri, Elopiformes, Megalopidae. Gene Ontology annotation, biological process: double-strand break repair via homologous recombination; protein sumoylation. Bases 79 to 762 code for a protein of 227 amino acids. The record is from RefSeq and is a predicted model, not a curated record.
CGGUUUUGGUGUUUUGCCGGAAAUUCUGAACAGCGUGGUGAUAUCCUCAGUUUCAGACUAGCCAGCACAAGCGUUGCAAUGUCACUUAGUGCUGUGACUUCAAAGCUGUCCGAUCUGAAAAAAUGUCAGACCGACAUUGGCACGGGGAUGGACAUCGUCACAGAAGUGGCGCUCGACCUGGUAGAAAUUGAAGGAAGUGAGGAAGACUUGAAGAAACUGGAGCAGAUGAUGCUGGACUGUGCAAGACUGGACAGGGAGAUCACCUGCUUUGUGGAAGCGGUUGAGCAAAUAACGACAGAGGCCAGGCAGCAGCCGCCAGAGGCCAUGUUCACCCUGAAGAACAGGGUGAGGGAGUGCUUCGCGGAGCUAGAGGGCAGCCUCUCCGAGUCCGACCUGCAGAGGCACAAGAAGGUGGUCAGCUACAGGGAGAGCCUGCAGAACGCUCAGAAGCUAGCGAACCCAUCGGCUGCUGCUAGCACGGAUGACGAGCUGGACGAGGACAUCGUGGUGACGCAGAGCCAGCAGAAACUCACCUGUCCCCUGACCCUACUGGAGAUGGUGAACCCUGUGAGGAAUAAGAAAUGCAACCACCACUACGACCACGACGCAGUGCUGGACAUGAUCCGGAGGAACGAGAGCCAGAAGAAGAAAUCCCGCUGCCCUGUGGUUGGAUGCAGCAAUACAGACGUGAAGCAGUCGGACCUGGUAGCGGACGUGGCCAUGAAGAGGAUGAUCCAGAAAAAGCAGGGUCCGAGGACAUGACCCUGGUGCACACCCCGGGAAUCCUGAAGGAGCCCUGCAACAUCACUCGGGACCAAAAUUUUUAUCUUAUUUUUAUUUUACAGUUCAAACAUGUCCGUGUUCCUGCCUUCAGGUCCAGCUUGUGAUUGCCGUUUUUCGGUUUUUCUUAAGGAAAGUAAUUCACACCCAGCAGGAUAA